AAAGUGUUUUUCGUUCGUUUUAGAUUACAGAUUACAGGCUCCUUAGCACGCACCCGCCCAUCACCCACCAGUCCAAUCCUCCAUGGCGGAAGCAGUCUCUCGCUCUUUUCAAGCUCUCGCUUAAACAAGCGGGGCCUUCUCUUGAUUCCAGUUUCAAAAAGAAAACUUGAAGAAAGGGAAGAUUUUUAUCAUAGUCUUGGUUUAGAUGGCUUGUGACUAAUAGGUUAAACAAGAAUCGUUACUGAGUACGGGAAGUACAACAAGUUGCUGAAGAUCUUGAGUUAAUAAGGAGUGUAUUUUCUUUUUUAAUGGCUGGGAUAUGUUGCGAAGUGGUGAGUGACGGUGAAGCAUCGACUCAGAGUGAAGGGAGUUCGAGAGAGGCUAGGCGGAGGAGAAUGGAGAUCAGACGGCUUAAAUUCGUGACAAAUGUUGCUCCGGCCUCGCCCGAGACUGAGGAAAGUAAUAAACGCCGGAAAAUAGAAGUUCACACGGCAUCAUUACCUGCUUCUCGCGGGGACAACUGUGAGGAUACGGUUGUGGAAAACCAAGAUAAAAGAAUCGAACUAAAGGUUGAAAAUGGAAAAUCGGAGGGUAAAGAAAUUAUAAAUUCGAGCAAGUCUUUGAAUCUGUUUCGAAGUCGUUCCAUUUCAUCACCUGCCAUAGAUCCAGACUUCUUUCCUAAGUACGGUGUUGCUUCCGUGUGUGGAAGGAGAAGAGAUAUGGAAGAUGCAGUGACAAUUUGCCCAUCUUUCUGUAGCGUGGGCAAAAAAUCUACCACCGAUUUGCACUAUUUUGGCGUCUACGAUGGCCACGGUUGCUCUCACGUGGCGUUCAGGUGCAAGGAGAGAUUGCAUAAGCUGGUGGAGGAGGAAUUGCAGGAGAGCAAGGAAGCAAUAGCAGUGACAGCUGCUGCAAAAUGGAAAACGGCGAUGGUGAGGAGUUUCUGGCGGAUGGACAGGGAGGUGAUAGCUUGGAAUAAAGGGGUCGUUGGUGCUAGUUGUAGGUGUGAGAUGCAAACCCCAGAAUGCGACGCUGUUGGAUCUACCGCCGUGGUUGCAAUCGUCACACCUGUUGAGAUCAUCGUAGCCAACUGCGGAGAUUCUAGAGCCGUCUUGUGCCGUAACGGCAAAUCCAUCCCCCUCUCUACUGAUCACAAGCCGGACCGUCCAGAUGAGUUGAAGCGAAUACAAGCCGCCGGUGGGCGUGUAAUAUACUGGGACGGGCCGCGGGUUCUUGGAGUUCUGGCGAUGUCUCGAGCCAUAGGUGAUAACUAUCUAAAGCCUUACGUGAGCUGCGAGCCGGAGGUGACGAUAACGGAACGGACGGUGGAGGACGAUUGCUUGAUAAUAGCCAGCGACGGGCUUUGGGACGUGGUGUCGAACGAGACAGCAUGUGGGGUGGCGCGUAUGUGUUUGAGAGGGAUAGUGCCGGGGCCGCAGUUGUGUUCUCCGGCAGAGAAUGAGGUGGUGGGCUGUGGUAGUGGCAUCAGCAGCGGUUGCGGGGAAAUGUCGGACCAGGCAUGCUGGGAUGCGUCGAUGUUGCUGACGAAGUUGGCUCUGGCCAGGCACACUGCUGACAAUGUGAGCGUGGUUGUGGUGGAUCUUAGGAAAGGCACGUAGCCAUGACCUUAUAUUUUCUUUUUCUUUUUCUUUUUGAAUCCUUGAAAUGUUUGGGUAGAGACGGUCGCGUGUAGGCUUUCAUUUACGGAUGAUGAAGGAAAAGUGCAAAGAAAUGGGGGAUGGAAAUGAAAUUUGGAGUAAGGAGAGUGAAAAGCUUCUUGUCCGCCUCUCAAUGAAAAUCAGUUUUUUCA
This is a messenger RNA of Manihot esculenta (cassava), 1810 nucleotides long. RefSeq names its product probable protein phosphatase 2C 24. The transcript has 4 exons. The record is from RefSeq and is a predicted model, not a curated record. Gene Ontology annotation, cellular component: cytosol; nucleus. Gene Ontology annotation, molecular function: protein serine/threonine phosphatase activity; cation binding. Gene Ontology annotation, biological process: protein dephosphorylation. NCBI's taxonomy places the organism in Eukaryota, Viridiplantae, Streptophyta, Magnoliopsida, Malpighiales, Euphorbiaceae. Bases 309 to 1619 code for a protein of 436 amino acids.